AUGUCUUUCCACCAGCCAGCCAGCGACCCACCAACAAAACUCGGUAUCUAUCGUGUCCUUUCCGCUCAAGCGGGCCUGAGGGUCUCGCCAAUCACGUUUGGUGCAAUGAGUGUCGGUGAUAAAUGGGCAGCGAUGGGGAUGGGAUUGAUGGACAAGGAGUCCAGUUUCAAGCUCUUGGACGCAUACUUUGAUAUGGGUGGCAACUUCAUUGAUACUGCGAACGUUUAUCAGGACGGAGAGUGGGCCGAGAAGCGAGGCAUUCGGGACCAGCUUGUCAUAGCCACAAAGUACACGGCCAACUACCAACGCGGCGACGACUCCAUCGCACAAAAAGUAAACUACGUUGGUAACAGCUCCAAAUCACUGCACCUCAGCGUCGAAGCGAGCCUCAGAAAGCUCCGUACGUCCUAUAUCGAUAUACUUUAUGUGCACUGGUGGGAUUGGGAGACAUCGGUUCGCGAAGUCAUGGACAACCUUCACCACCUUGUUGCGCUUCGUAAAGUGCUAUACCUCGGUAUAUCCGACGCGCCUGCAUGGGUCGUGGCACAAGCGAAUCAAUACGCCCUGGACCACGGCAAGACGCCGUUUGUGGUUUACCAAGGCCGGUGGAAGGUCAUGGAGCGGUCAUUUGAGAGGGAAAUCAUACCGAUGGCAAGGGAGUUCGGUAUCGCCCUAGCUCCUUGGGAUGUUCUCGCCUCUGGGCGAUUUCGGACGGACAAGGAGGAGCAGAGGAGGAGAGAAACAGGGGAAAGGGGUAGAUCCUUCAUUCGUCAAGAUUGGGAGAGGAACGAUGUGGAAACUAAGAUGUCGAGGGCCUUGGAGGUCGUCGCGGACGAGGUCGGGGUUGGAAGCGUCACUGCUGUCGCUAUCGCAUAUGUCAUGCAAAAGGCCCCAUAUGUAUUUCCAAUCGUUGGAGGAAGGAAAAUGGAGCACCUGAAAGCGAAUAUCCAAGCUCUGGAUAUCAGAUUGUCGAAGAAACAGAUCGAGUACCUCGAGAGCGUGGUGCCGUUAGAUCCUGGCUUCCCAACAUCGAUUAUUCGAAAUGGAACGACGUAUAACAAGAGCAUGAUAGCUACUGCUAAAAUGGCCAAACAGCCGAUGCUGCAGCCUAUUUUUCCGUAG
This is a messenger RNA of Desarmillaria tabescens, 1122 nucleotides long. Its product is annotated as NADP-dependent oxidoreductase domain-containing protein. The record is from RefSeq and is a predicted model, not a curated record. The transcript is spliced from 7 exons. The coding region runs from base 1 to 1122 and encodes 373 amino acids. NCBI's taxonomy places the organism in Eukaryota, Fungi, Basidiomycota, Agaricomycetes, Agaricales, Physalacriaceae.